This is a messenger RNA of Oncorhynchus kisutch (coho salmon), 1423 nucleotides long. RefSeq names its product tomoregulin-2. The record is from RefSeq and is a predicted model, not a curated record. Bases 269 to 1333 code for a protein of 354 amino acids. Gene Ontology annotation, molecular function: protein binding. NCBI's taxonomy places the organism in Eukaryota, Metazoa, Chordata, Actinopteri, Salmoniformes, Salmonidae. The transcript has 9 exons.
CAGACAUCACAGGCAUUAGCCUAUCACAUUUUCACUGAGUGACAGUGACACCAAGAGGAAACCAUCUGAAGAGUUACAACCUACUGCCAAACAGUUGUGUACGCAUCGGAGCAUUUCAAACCACCAGCAGCAACUCAGACCUGUAUAGCCGCUGCUGGGACUCCGCACCGCAGACGCCCUCGGUGUCGGAAAAUGUGUGUUCUCACUCGGCUGACCUCCAUCCCAGACCAAAAGCCACCGGAGAGAGGGUGCAACUCCUGCCCAUGAGAUGCAUCUCCAAGAGGGGCGUCACGAGCGCAGACGCCCUCCGUCGUGGAUAUGGACAAGGUUUGACCGGGUUUGGCUCGCUGCCAUGACGGUUGUGAUGUGGAUACAGAUGAGACCGCUCCAAGCGUUUCCCACCUCUUCCCUCAGCCCCUGUCAGACUCCUACCGGCUGGAACUGCUCUGAUUCAGAGGAGAGGGACUUCCAGUGUGACACAGACUCCUGUCAGUAUGACGGGGAGUGUCUAAAGAUAGCAGAGACCAUGACCUGCGUCUGUGACUUUAAGUGUAGUGCAGAUUAUUCCCCGGUGUGUGGUUCCAACAAUCACAGAUAUCAGAAUGAGUGUUUUCUGAGACGGGAAGCCUGUCAGCUUCAGACGGAGAUACACACUGCAUCUCUGGGUCCUUGUCCUACAGACGCUGGUUCAGGAUCAGGUGAUGGUGGUGAAGGUGUUUCUCUCCCAGAGAGUUCUGGAGAGGCUGGUGUAGGACAGAGGGACUCGUCCUGUGAGAUGUGUCAGUUUGGAUCGGAGUGUGACGAAGACGCAGAAGAUGUAUGGUGUGUGUGUAACAUCGACUGUUCCCACAUCAGUUUCAACCCUGUGUGUGCUUCAGAUGGCCGUUCCUAUGACAACCCCUGUCAGGUAAAGGAGGCUUCGUGUCAGAGACAGGAGAGGAUCGAGGUCACACACCUGGGCCACUGCCACGGGGAGGGGCCGAGGGACCUGUACAUCCCCUGUCCUUCCCGCUACAGGAACUACUGUCUCCAUGGAGACUGUCAAUACCCUGACAACCUAGGCCCGCCCUCCUGUAGCUGUCAUGCAGGGUUCAGCGGGCCCCAGUGUGAGCGGAAGGACUACAACGUUCUGUUUGUGGUUCCAGGAUCUGGAAAGAUCCGUUAUGUUCUCAUCGCCUCCGUCAUCGGAGCGCUGCAGAUCACCAUUAUCACACUGGUGGUGCUGUGUGUCACAAGGAAGAGCCCUGGGAAGAAGAGGAAGUCUGUCCAGAAGCAGAGUGGGGCUCUGUACGAUACAGACAGCACGCUCCGCACUGCUACUCUUCACAUCUGACACACCACGUUAACAGUUGAAGUCGGAAGUUUACAUACACCUUAGCCAAAUACAUUUAAACUCUGUUUUUCACAAUUCCUGACAUUUAAU